Messenger RNA from Linum trigynum, 2071 nucleotides. The record is from the annotation of a GenBank genome assembly. NCBI's taxonomy places the organism in Eukaryota, Viridiplantae, Streptophyta, Magnoliopsida, Malpighiales, Linaceae.
GAAGUGGGAAAUGGUAUCUACACCGUUAAAUCGACCUAUAGAAAACUUUGGCAGAGGAAGUAUUCGAGGGUGGAUGAAAGCAACAUGGAUGCCCACAAAAUCAAAAGCUACUGGAAAAGGAUCUGGAACCUCCCCAUCCAACCAAAAGCGAAAGUAUUUCUCUGGAGAAUUAGCAGGGAUAUCUUACUUGUUGGGACCAUUGAGAGCCGAAUUGAAUAGGCCCCCUCCAAUUGUCCGUUCUGUGGACUUCCUGAAACCCAACUCCAUUGCUUGAGGGAUUGUGAGUGGACUCACCGUCUCUGGCAACCUUGUGACGAUAGUGAAAUCUUCAAUCAAGGGGAAGGAUUAUCUGGUCGAGAUUGGUUCCAAAGAAUCUUCGAGUCUCAGUCGAAUGAUAGCCUUCAAAGAUUUUGUGCUAUCCUGUGGUUUAUAUGGAAAGAGAGAUGCAAUCACAUGUUCAAUAACAAAAAACUUGAGGAGGAGGAGAUUAUUCCAAAAGCGAUUGCAUGGAUCUCUGAUUACCUUCAAGCUCGGGGAACCAUCGCUUCGAAUGGGAGACAAUCAACCAAUACCUAGGGAUGGAAGACACCACCAGCUGGAAUCUUCAAGAUGAACAGCGAAGCCGGGGUAUUAAAGCCGUCUGCGAUCGGUCUUGGAUGUGUGUUCAGGAAUUGGGAUGGUGAGUUUUUGGGAGCAGUAGCUAGGAAGGAGACUGGAAGCUGCAGGCCGGUGGAGGCGGAAGCCAGAGCUAUCAUUGCUGGGUUGAAAGAAGCGAAUCAAAGAGGAUGGAGUCCGUUGAUUGUGGAAUCAGACUGCCUGAACUUGGUAAAGUUACCGGAGAGGGAUGAAGAGGAUCGCACAAAGCUGUGUGUGUGGUGCAAGGAGAUCAGAAGCUUGGCGAAAGUCAACUCAACGAUGACUGGCAAACGGGUCGAGUGGGCUUUUGUGCCUAUGAGCUCUAGUUCCAUGGCCCAUUGUCAGGGCCAUAUGGCUACUCAUUGGAACCAAAUUUGUAUUUGGACUGACUGUCCACCCAACUCCAUUAGGAGUCUGUUAAAGGUUGAAAAAGCCCAAACCCUUGAAAUUUGAGCAAUAUAUAACAGGGCUUCCUAUAAAAAAAAAUAACAAUAUGUGGUCUCGACAAGAUUUUGCAGUCUCAUCUGGUAUGAUCCAGACCAGGAAUAUUAUGUUGAGCAAAAAUUAACAACAUUUUGUAUCCAUCAAGAAAAAAAAAUCAACUUAAUAAUCGAGGAAAACAAUAAUUUUUCUGCCUUAAAACUCAAAUUUCAACAUGCCUGUAUAAUUUUAUCAUAGUCAACCGAGUUAAUGACAAAGAGACAAAGUUAGAGCAACUAAUUUUCACCAUAACGUCAUAAAACAUCAACAUGAUUUUAAUACGAAAAUGUGAUCGUCUCUACUCCCUAGUGGAGUGUGAUUUGUGAAUGAAGGUGAGGACGGAAUUUGUAAAAUUAAGGUUGAGAUUUAAGUCUUAUUGUGGAUAGUCGAGUGGGUUGCUAACAUGAAUGAGAAAGUGGGUUGGAUACACGGCCUAGUAUGAUAAACCGUGGUCUGGACCUAACCCAUUCAAUAAAUUAAAAUAUCUCAUGCAUAUCAUGGAUCAGACCAAACCAUUUUUAAUAGUUUACAGUUUGAACUAAACUUUACCGUUCGGUUCCACAAUUUAUCCAACAUUCUAAUCUAUGUUCCCAGCCCUAAAAGUGAAGUCUCUAAACACUCAACAUUAUUGCUAUAGUUGGAACCUUACGUGAUUGAGUGGUCGUUCUCAUUAUAACCACCAUGAGUAUAUCUAAUCUAGUACUUUAUAGUCAACCUAAUUCAAAUAAAUAUUUUCAUAAUAAUUCUGGUCCUUUCCAUCCCUCUACAAUAAAAUACCAUUCCAGAUAGGAUCAUAAAUAUCAUAUUUCGAAAAGAUAAAAUUGAAAGAUCUACUUGAAUAUAUAAUAAAAGAGUGGAUUUAAAUAUGUGAUAUCUCUCAAAUCUCUUUCAAAUGCGUCGAACACUUUAAUCAUUUACAACAUAGUAUAACACCUAAUAAGUUAGAUAUUGAUUC